UAUACGCUUGCACUAUUUACUACACACACGCUGGUGGUGAGCAUUUUUUGUUUCUUUCGUUGUAUGAGGAAUGGGAGCGCAAGGGAGGGUUACGAUUGCACGCAAAACCCACGAAUCGUGAAAACCGAUCCAGCGAUCAAGGGGGGAAAAAGGCGGUUGGUAGAGAACUCGUUGGUUGUUAGUUGUGUUCCAAACAAAGAAUCACCGGGGUGGCGUUAGCAAAGUGGAAGGCACAUAAGGUAGGAGGGGAGGCUGAUCCUUAUGGUGGGCGAGGAACGGCGGCGUUCAUAACGGACCACCGAUCAUAUGAUCGGGAAAGCGAGAGUGUGAAGCGAAGAGAGAGAAGACUGCAGACGGUGACGGAGUGGUGGAGCGCAUCCGUGGAGCGCAUUCGGAUGCACUAAACGAUCGUUUGCCAAUGUGUGUGUGUGUGUGUGUGUGUGCGGAUGACGCUCGGUGAAGCUGCGCGCGCAUUUCGCUCACGAUCAAGGGCUUCGGAUUUCGGGCGCUGCACGGUAAGAGCAUGAUAAAUGCACCGCCGGACGUCACUCUCUGUCCUGCGAUCUUUAAGUAAGGAUCCCAAUCCCAGCAAGCCGCGAUCUCGUGCAGCCAGCAGCAGCAGCCUACCGAAAGUCGUAAAAGGAUACCUUUUAUCCUACCCACCUUAACUCAAUACAACCACACCAACCAUGCCGGGACUUUCGGAUCCAGUCGCGUUCAUCAAGGACUUUGCCGCCGGUGGCAUCUCGGCCGCAAUCUCCAAGACGGCCGUCGCCCCGAUCGAGCGCGUCAAGCUGCUGCUACAGGUGCAGCACAUCUCGAAGCAGAUCGCCGAAGCCGACCGGUACAAGGGCAUGGUCGACUGCUUCGUGCGCAUCCCGCGGGAGCAGGGCUUCUCCGCCUUCUGGCGCGGCAACCUUGCCAACGUCAUCCGUUACUUCCCGACGCAGGCCCUCAACUUCGCGUUCAAGGACAAGUACAAGCAGGUGUUCCUGGGCGGUGUCGACAAGAACACGCAGUUCACGCGCUACUUCAUCGGCAACCUCGCCUCGGGCGGUAUGGCCGGUGCCACCUCGCUGUGCUUCGUCUACCCGCUUGACUUCGCCCGUACCCGUCUGGCCGCUGAUGUCGGCAAGGGUGCGGAGGCGCGUGAGUUCAAGGGUCUCGGCGAUUGUAUCUCGAAGAUCUUCAAGACUGACGGUCUGGUCGGUCUGUACCGAGGCUUCGGCGUAUCCGUCCAGGGUAUCAUCAUCUACCGUGCCGCCUACUUCGGCUUCUACGAUACUGCCCGUGGCAUGCUGCCGAACCCGAAGACGACACCGUGGUACGUGAGCUGGGCCAUCGCCCAGUGCGUGACCACCGUCGCCGGUAUCGUCUCCUAUCCGUUCGACACCGUCCGUCGUCGCAUGAUGAUGCAGUCCGGCCGCGCCAAGUCCGAGAUCGUGUACAAGGGCACGCUUCACUGCUGGGCCACGAUCGCCAAGCAGGAGGGUACCGGUGCCUUCUUCAAGGGCGCCUUCUCGAACGUGCUCCGCGGUACUGGCGGUGCAUUUGUGCUGGUGCUGUACGAUGAAAUCAAGAAGGUCCUGUAAAUUCUUCCACCCCAUCUAACUGUUUGUAACCUUCCACCAACCUUCCAACGACACCGCCAAUGAAAAACCCCCUAUUUCCCGUUUUGAUGAUUCCCUUCCCUAGCUUAAAAUUCCCUCCAUUCCAAUUGUCCAGCUCCGAUUUCCAUCGUACAGGGCGCGCCCAAUUCCAACGAACUCAAAUGCCCCCCAACAACGCUCGGAUAUUGGCGUAUGAGUUGCAAAACAAAAAAAAUGGACCGCUUUUGCUGGUUGUAAACCGGACUCGAUCUAGUACAUGCACUUGCAAAAAACCCCCAACUCCAUCGAACCGAACAGUAAAGUGUGUGUUCUUUCGAGCCCGAUAGUGUGCCGUAGCGAA
Molecule: messenger RNA, 1950 nt
Organism: Anopheles gambiae (African malaria mosquito)
Lineage: Eukaryota; Metazoa; Arthropoda; Insecta; Diptera; Culicidae
Product: ADP,ATP carrier protein 2
Exons: 4
Coding region: 690-1592 (300 amino acids)
Biological process (GO): mitochondrial ATP transmembrane transport; mitochondrial ADP transmembrane transport
Cellular component (GO): mitochondrial inner membrane
Molecular function (GO): ATP:ADP antiporter activity
Source: RefSeq, a predicted model, not a curated record